AUGACGGACGAGAAACACUUUGAUGCUGCUUCGAGCAGCUCUUUCGACCCAAAGCAUGGCCAGGACUGCUCACAUGUGCACCCAACUACCUUGGCAGACGUUCUUCCGGUCCAACGUCCAUCGAACCCGGUCAAGCGCUUCUAUGCCAUGCCUCUCAUCCAAGUCGCUCUCGUUGGAAUGGUCUGCUUCCUCUGCCCAGGCAUGUUCAACGCCAUAAGCGGGAUCGGUGGUGGUGGCCAGGUCAACUCGAAUGCUUCUAACAAGGCCGCCAUUGCCCUUUAUUCGACUUUCGCUGCCGUCUCCUUCUUUGCUGGUACCAUUCACAACAAGCUCGGAUCACGUCUAACCCUCGGAAUCGGCGCACUCGGCUACUGUCUCUACAUCGGAUCCUUCCUCUCGUACAACAUCAAUCAAAACCAAGGCUUUGUCAUUGCUGCCGGUGCCAUUCUCGGUGUCUGCGCCUCGCUUCUUUGGACAGCACAAGGCGCUCUCAUGCUCGCCUACCCAACUGAAGACCAGAAGGGUCGUUUCAUCAGCGUCUUCUGGGUCAUCUUCAAUAUGGGUGCCGUACUUGGCUCAGCCAUCCAGCUUGCUCUCACUUACAACUCUUCUGCCAAUACCGUCUCGAAUGGCACUUAUGCAGCUUUCAUCGUGCUCACCGGUCUCGGUGCCUUUGCCUCGGCUCUGCUCAUGGACCCGGCCAAGAUGGUCCGCGACGAUGGUACUCGUGUGCUUGUCCCUGCGCAGACCACCUGGGCCAAGGAACUUCAAGGUCUCUUUGUUCUGCUCAAAUCCGACCCGUGGGUGGUGCUGCUCUUCCCCAUGUUCCUUGCUUCCAACUGGUUCUACACCUGGCAGUUCAACGACUACAACGGUGCUCUCUUCACUCUUCGCACUCGCGCGCUCAACAAUUUGCUCUAUUGGCUCAGUCAGAUGGUUGGCAGCCUUGCCAUUGGUCAGGUCCUUGACAACAAGCGUAUGUCGCGCAAGUCUCGCGCAUGGCUUGGUUGGUCCAUUGUCUUUGUUAUCAUGUGGGCCGUCUGGGGAGGUUCUUACGACGUACAGAAGACCUAUACCCGAGAGUCUGUCGCAGCCGAGACCCAGCGUAUCGACUUGGCCGACGGAAACAAGUUUGUCGGAUACUGCUUCCUCUACAUCUUCUCCGGUAUCCUUGAUGCUGUUUGGCAGAAUCUUGCUUAUUGGCUCAUCGGUGCUUGCUCCAACGACCUUUCCAAGCUCGGAUAUUUGGCUGGCUUCUACAAAUCGAUCCAGUCAGCCGGUGCAGCCGGUGCCUUUGCUAUGGACAACGACAAGCACUCUUACAUGACCAACCUCGCCGUCACCUGGGGUCUUUGUGCCGCUGGCAUGCUGUUUGCUAUUCCUGUCAUUGCGCUGCGUGUCAAGGAACACACUGAUCCGCUUCAGGAGGUGACCGUGCCGGGUCGAGCAGAAGAGAUUGCUGCAGUUGGCAACCAGGUUUCGGCUACAGCUGUUGCCGAGAAGCAUCCUUAG
Ustilago hordei is the source of this 1512-nucleotide messenger RNA. RefSeq lists its product as uncharacterized. The coding region runs from base 1 to 1512 and encodes 503 amino acids. The transcript has a single exon. Lineage: Eukaryota; Fungi; Basidiomycota; Ustilaginomycetes; Ustilaginales; Ustilaginaceae. The record is from RefSeq and is a predicted model, not a curated record.